UAUUGUUUAUGUGAGAACCUGCCAUAGAAAAUUGAAUAUUAAUUUUUCUAUGGAACCUGCGAAUUGACCAAAUGCAAAUUAAUGUUAGGCCAUCAAUACAGAAGAAGAUAACCUUUUUCUGUCAAAUCGUUGGUCUACGCUUCUACUUAUUUUUAUUUUAAGGAAGCAAUUCCAUAAAAUUAUAUAACAAGUAUCCAUAUUUAUAAUGGAUAUUGAUCUCGUCAAUAAUUUGGAAGGCAGUGAUGAUGAAGAUGAGAUUCAGUUAACACCUGCUGAAGUUAUAGAACUAAUGGAAGAAGCUUGGAUAAAUGAAAAAUUUGCUCCAGAGAUUUUACCUCAUAAGGCUGAAAUAGUUGAUUGUUUGUUAGGUCAAAUAUCUUAUAUGGAAAGUAACAUACAGAGUUUAGAAAGUAGGGAUUUUAAAAAAAGUAUACAUCUGUUAGAGGUAGAUAGAUUACAUUUCCUAAUAUCAAGUUAUUUAAGAAUGAGGUUGGAGAAAAUAGAAACAUAUGUGGUACACAUUUUGGAACAAGAAAAUGAAAGAAUUCAGCAAGGAGUUGACUUAUACUUAACUGAGCAAGAGUUAAAAUUUGCUAAGGAAUUUUCCGAAGGUUUACAGCAGCACUUUGAAAACAUUUCAAGUUUUUAUCCUAGAUUACCAAGGGACGAGUGGAAUCAAGCAACUGUGAAGCCAAAUAUUCAUAACUUUGUUUUUUUAAAAUCCAAGAGUGAUAUUGACGAUGUAGUUAUAGAUGAUGGAAAGAAUGUGCAAAAUGAUUUGGUUUACUUAAAUCGUGGUUCUCAGGUGAUAAUAUCCUAUAAAAGUGUAGCAACAUUAGUGAAAAGAGGUGAUGUUCAAUUAAUAUAAUGCAAAGAUAAUUUUAAGGUAAUAAAAAGGAAUAUAUUUUUUUAUAUUA
Messenger RNA from Anoplophora glabripennis (Asian longhorned beetle), 917 nucleotides. Its product is annotated as DNA replication complex GINS protein SLD5. The coding region runs from base 206 to 868 and encodes 220 amino acids. NCBI's taxonomy places the organism in Eukaryota, Metazoa, Arthropoda, Insecta, Coleoptera, Cerambycidae. Gene Ontology annotation, cellular component: GINS complex. The transcript is spliced from 2 exons. The record is from RefSeq and is a predicted model, not a curated record. Gene Ontology annotation, biological process: DNA-templated DNA replication; double-strand break repair via break-induced replication.